This is a messenger RNA of Phytophthora nicotianae INRA-310, 1059 nucleotides long. Its product is annotated as purine nucleoside phosphorylase I, inosine and guanosine-specific. The coding region runs from base 1 to 1059 and encodes 352 amino acids. Lineage: Eukaryota; Oomycota; Peronosporomycetes; Peronosporales; Peronosporaceae. Gene Ontology annotation, molecular function: purine-nucleoside phosphorylase activity. The transcript has a single exon. Gene Ontology annotation, cellular component: cytoplasm. Gene Ontology annotation, biological process: nucleoside metabolic process. The record is from RefSeq and is a predicted model, not a curated record.
AUGAUGAACGAUCUCGCAACGACGGAGCCGCUGGUGCUGCCCGCACAUGUGACCCGCCAGCACCACAGCCACAGCGUGGAUGGCAUGAGCCCGCGCGCACACAACACCGUUAGCUCUGCUGCCACGCUUGCCGCAGCUGCCGAAGAGAACAUCCCCACGCAUCAUGUUCGUCGCCUGUCCACGGGCCAAAUAGCCGACGAGGCCCUCCCCAGGGAGCGUAUCGACAUUAUCAACGAAUUCCUCCAGGAGCGCGUCACUACCCGACCGCUUAUUGGAGUUGUGUGCGGAUCAGGCCUCGGUGGACUUAGCAAGUGCCUCUCCAACCAGGAGGCCAUCAAAUACGAGGAUAUCCCGCUGUUUCCUCGCUCGACUGUGGAGGGCCACGAAGGCGAACUGGUCUUUGGCGAUCUCGAAGGGUUCCGUGUCGUGUGCAUGCGCGGUCGCUUCCAUUGCUACGAGGGCUACGCAAUGCGCGAGACGGCACUGCCUAUUCGCGUCAUGUAUCUAUUAGGCAUCAAGUACCUAUUGGUCACCAACGCUGCGGGUGGUUUAAACCCCGACUUCAACGUGGGCGAUCUCAUGAUCCUCAAUGAUCACUUGAAUAUGCCAGGAUUGUCGGGCCAACAUCCUUUGAUCGGCCCCAACGACUCUCGCUUCGGCUCAAGAUUCACACCGCUGUCGAACUGCUACGACAAGAAGCUACAAGAUCUAGCAUUCAACGUGGCUGAGAAGCUUGGUCUUGCUCACAAGAUUCGAAAAGGAGUAUACUGUUUCGUGUCCGGACCGACGUACGAGACACCAACGGAGUGCCGCUUCCUCAGACUGGUGGGAGGUGAUGCCGUUGGCAUGAGCACGGUACCCGAGGUGAUCGUGGCUGCUCACUGCGGGCUGAAAGUGAUCGGACUAUCGCUGAUCACCAAUAAGGCGCUUUUCCCUGGUGAAGAGCGAGAGGCGGCCUCACACGACGAGGUCCUCGAGACCGUCCAGGCCACGCAGAACGACAUCGAGACGUACGUGCGAGACCUGAUUGCAGCAGUUGGCUGGCAGCACCACUCGUAG